Molecule: messenger RNA, 1782 nt
Organism: Amorphotheca resinae ATCC 22711
Lineage: Eukaryota; Fungi; Ascomycota; Leotiomycetes; Helotiales; Amorphothecaceae
Exons: 7
Coding region: 1-1782 (593 amino acids)
Biological process (GO): lactate catabolic process
Cellular component (GO): mitochondrion
Molecular function (GO): FAD binding; D-lactate dehydrogenase (NAD+) activity; D-lactate dehydrogenase (cytochrome) activity
Source: RefSeq, a predicted model, not a curated record
AUGGCGCCCUCAGCAACGGUGGACCAUACCAAUGGUGGCAUCCCUCAUCAUCCAAAGACUGCUACAAAGCUUAAAGAGCCAAAUGGAGUCACUAGCCGAUCAAGUGGUGAUCCCCUAGUUCUUCCUCCCGGAACCAGCUCUGAGCAGUUUGCGGAUUUCAUCAGCCGUGCCAAGGCCAUCUGUGGUGCCGAGAACGUUUUCAUCGUCGAGACCUCGGAUCAGUUGAUUGAUGGCACCUACAAGGAGCCCAACAAAACGCAUGAUAUGCAUGCUGUUUUGGACCGAUCCUAUUUUGUCUGCUCAGCGACCAUCUCCCCUCGAAACGUGCCCGAGGUACAAGAAAUGAUGCGUCUUUGCAAUGAGUUUGAUAUCCCCGUCUGGCCGUUCUCGAUUGGAAGAAACACUGGCUAUGGAGGGGCUGCACCUCGAGUACCAGGUAGCAUUUGCCUAGAAUUGGGGAAGAACAUGAAUCGUAUCCUGGAGGUCAACACAGAAGAUGCUUAUGCAUUGGUCGAACCUGGUGUGACAUAUUUCGACCUGCAUGAGUAUCUGGAAAAGCAUAAUCUGAGGGAGAAAGUCUGGAUAGAUGUUCCUGAUUUGGGAGGUGGCUCUAUAAUUGGAAACACCAUCGAGAGAGGUGUUGGUUAUACCCCAUAUGGAGAUCAUUUCAUGAUGCACUGCGGUAUGGAAGUCGUACUUCCAAAUGGCGAACUCAUCCGUACGGGCAUGGGAGCCUUACCCGACAAAACAUCUGGCCACAGAGACGGCUUAAGGCCUGAUGAACAACCCGGUAACAAGGCCUGGCACCUGUUUAAUUAUGGUUUCGGUCCCUACAACGAUGGCAUAUUCACUCAGAGCAACCUUGGGAUUGUCGUCAAGAUGGGAAUUUGGUUAAUGCCAAACCCCGGCGGCUACCAAGCCUAUAUGAUCACGUUCCCAAGGGAUGAGGACCUCCACCAAGUAAUGGAUAUUAUACGUCCGCUCCGCAUACAAAUGGUUCUACAGAAUGUACCGACUUUGCGGUCUAUUUUAAUGGACGCUGCAGUACACGGAAAUAAGAAAAGUUUCAGCAAUUCCGAUAAACCACUGACCGAUGCUGAGUUGGACGAAAUUGCGAAGAAGCUUGACCUUGGCCGCUGGAACUUUUACGGCGCUCUUUACGGGCCAGAGCCAAUUCGUGAAGCUCUGUGGAGCAUCAUUAAGAAAGCCUUCUCUGCAGUCCCAGGGGCAAAAUUCUACUUCCCAGAGGACCGACACGAGGAAUACUCUGUCCUUCGUACCAGAGCCUUGACGCUUCAGGGUAUACCUACUUUUGAUGAACUUAGAUGGGUUGAUUGGCUUCCAAACGGUGCUCAUCUCUUCUUCUCGCCAAUUGCAAAGAUAUCCGGCGACGACGCAACUUUACAAUAUCAAGUGACAAAGAAGCGGUGCGAUGAAGCUGGGUUGGAUUUUAUUGGAGAUUUCGUCGUUGGAAUGAGAGAAAUGCACCACAUCGUCUGUAUAGUCUUCGAUCGCGAAGACCCAGAAUCCAAGAAGAAGGCCCAUUGGCUUAUUCGGACGUUGAUUGAUGACUGUGCGGCAUAUGGAUGGGGCGAGUACCGUACUCACCUUGCAGUCAUGGACCAAAUCGCAGGAACCUACAACUUCAAUGACAACGCCCAGAUGAAACUUAAUGAGCAGAUCAAGAAUGCGCUUGAUCCAAAGGGAGUUUUAGCGCCUGGCAAGAAUGGUGUCUGGCCUAGCACCUACAACAAAAAGGCUUGGGCAAUUCCCACGGAUUAG